Dichotomopilus funicola is the source of this 1827-nucleotide messenger RNA. RefSeq lists its product as uncharacterized. The transcript is spliced from 11 exons. The record is from RefSeq and is a predicted model, not a curated record. The coding region runs from base 1 to 1827 and encodes 608 amino acids. NCBI's taxonomy places the organism in Eukaryota, Fungi, Ascomycota, Sordariomycetes, Sordariales, Chaetomiaceae.
AUGGCCUCGUCAGCUUGGUCCGAAUUUCACAUUGCUAUCGUCAGCAAUGAUAGCACUCUAUUUCCUUCCUUUCCGAGCAAAGAGCUGUCCGAAGGCGAUGCUGACAAAAUAUUACUCGCCCAUAUUCGUAAAUAUGCAGCAGUAUCCCCAAAGCUGAGGUUCACGGCGGACGGCAAGACCGUCCUGAGUGAUGGAACCACCUUGUCAUAUUACUUGUCGCUGAAAGAUGGCGACUUGGAUGGCUUGCACAAGAACAAUGCACCAAGCGCCGAGGCGGGCAACCCAGCUCCCGAAACGGAUGCGCAGAAGAAGCCCGCCGUAGCCACGGUCCAGGUGGACUUGAUGCUAAACAGCGCCGGCGGCAAUGGCGGCGACGGCAAAAAGGCAAAUGCAUCAUCGGUCGACCUCGCCAAGAUCCAGGAAAGUACCUCCAAGAUAAUUGAGGAGAUGAAGUCGGACGGUGCAGUGAAAUUGGGCGACCUUGAAAAGCUUUCAAAGAGCCUUGGGGCCCUCAGGACCGACUCAAUGAACUUUGCUACCGUGGCCGGAACGGUCAAUUACCCUGAGCCACUCGAUCUGAGCGAGUGGCAGUGGGAUGAAGUUCUCAGAAACAAUCGCGCUCUGCAUGGUUGGUUCUACAAGGGUAACAUGCUGGUCAAGGCUAGGAAAAGAGCAUUUCAACUCACACCGAACCCGGAUGCUCAACGCAGUCAUCCUCAAAAUCCUGUGGGAACCAAGACGACUGGGACGAAAGAGACGCCUGCUCUGGUGAACGUCCCGGCACCUCCCGUCCCGCCAUUCUAUGUAUGGGAUGAUGCCACUGUCGAGGUCACCGAGAUGAAAAGUGCUCUAGAGAAAACCAUGGCAAAUCAGGGCUUUAGCUCCACGGCGGUCAGGGCUGCCGGGGGCGGCGGAGCAAUGGAAAUUCAGGCCACCGCCUCGCUUGCUGUCGAAAAGGAGCACUCGACUGCCAGCAAGACACUGACAGCCCAAGAGGUCAACUCUGUUCAUGUGUCAUACAAGUUCCCUAGGGCCGCAGUCGAAGUGGACGGCUACUGCCUGCAACUGACCGAAGAGGCCAAGCGAGAAGCAUUGGCGUGUCGGGUCCGGGAAGACGCCGACCGGUGGGAGCGGGAAUACGGCACCGUUUUUGCUACCCAGUUUACCCUCGGUGGUGAACUUAUUAGUUCGCGUCUUUUCCAUGGCAAAGACGACGCAGAGCUAUCGGCUUUCAAAGACAGCGUAAAGACUGCUGCGGGUUUCAGCAUCUCUACCCCCUAUGGCUCUGGCGGCGCCAGCUACGGCACUGUUGAGUCGAACGAGUCGACCAAAGGGGAGAAGAAAGCUCAGCAAAGCUUGCGACUGGCCUGGCAAGCUCGUGGAGGGGAUACCCUACUCUGUUCUAGCCCUACCUUGUGGGCGAAUACCGUCAAGAACUACCGUCUUUGGCGCAUCAUGGAUCAAGAAGGGAUGGUCAGGAUGAGGGACCUGGUCAAGACUGUUAACCUCAAGGCGAGCCUAUUCCUGGAGAACCCAGAGUCAGCCUCAAAGCACGAGUCUGAACAUCAUGGGGGCGAAAACGAUGAGCAAGUGUGGAACAUCCUGAGCAAGGCGCUAAAGGCUGACCAGCCCCACCCUAUCGCGAGCAAGAUCAAGGAGUUCUAUGAAAGCAAGAGCUUUAGCCUGGAAGAGUUCAAUGCGUCCCUCGGGCAGGACGCAGCAGAAUUAAAGCUGACUGAAAAGUCUAGCUGGCCAGCUUUGGACCUAGAACAAAAGGUUUAUGUGGGCCUGUUGGGCUACCACAAAAAGUUGAUCUCGAUAGAUUAG